Cladocopium goreaui is the source of this 4952-nucleotide messenger RNA. Lineage: Eukaryota; Dinophyceae; Suessiales; Symbiodiniaceae. The record is from the annotation of a GenBank genome assembly.
GGCAAGCACCUCCGCCGCCUCCCACAGUGAAUGCUUCAAGGGGACAGCUAGCUGGUCCCGGCGGUCUGCUGGGGGGCUUCGGCAAUGCGGCCGCGGCAGAUGCGGCGAUGGAGCGGUUGAAGAUGCUGGCAGGGGUGGGCCCCACCCGUCUUGGCGCUCACGAACGGCAGUCUCAGGCAGCUGGUCCCGAGUCUCAAGCUUUGGCAGAACAUGCAGCCGAAGCAGUGGAGGCGGAGGAGCUAGAUCAGGCUCUGGAGGCAACCCUGGCCGACGCAUCGGACCCGAUGCAAAAGCUGAUGCUACUCCAGAUGAAGCAGAUGGCUCUGAUGAACAAGAGUUUCAACCACCGGCAGCCCUCAGAUCCCAUCCAGGCCUUGCUCGGGUCAGGCGGGGGCGACAAUCAAGGGGGCAGCACCAGCGGCAUCAAGGGUUGCCUGGCCAGGGAAGCUUACGUGAAGAUCACGGAGGACCUUCACAAGCUGGCUUCGGUGGCCGAAAGCAACGCCACCGCCGAGCUCGGGUUGAGCGCUUACCAGGUGACUCCGGGCAUCAUGCGAGACUACUUGGAGCGGAGGGUGCCUCUGGGCAACUUUCGGCAGUUGACCCAGUUCGGGUAUCUGGCCGCUUCCGGAUGGGAGAUUGGUGCUCGAACCAACAACAAAGAGCUCCAGGGGUUUUGCGCCAAGCUGCUGAUGUUUGUGGAACAGACUGCACUGGACUCAGGCCGCACAAAUCUGAGUUGGCUGAUGACGGGACUAGCAGAUCCCAACUUUACCCUGACGCAGCAAAACACUCAGAAGAGCGGGCUGAAACCGUUCACUCGGCUGGCGUCUGCAAGCUGGGUCGCGGCAAAUGUCUCCUAUCUUCGCGAUCUGGACUUUCUGGAAUCCAAGAUCCGAAACAACGACAAAAGCGACAAGGCCAACGCCGACAAGCCGGCGCCCGAGCACAACCCAAGACCCAAGUACAAGGGCAAAAAGCAGAAACCGGAAACAGAGGGAAGCGGCCCGAAACAAGGGACCGUUCCAAACCUUUGCCAGGCUCUUCUAUGUCAGCGCGGGGAGGCCCUGCCUCUACUGCGACUUUUGGUCGGGGGGGCGGAACGGGACCUGCGCUCAGCCCUUGAGUUGGAUGCGUGUGAGAACGGUGGUGCAGAAGAGGCCAAAGUUCCUGGAGGCCUAGUUUUUGGUCAGCCUGGCCAAGCUCUGCCUUCUGCAAUUAGAUGCAAUGAGAUCAUGCUAGCUGUUUUGCAGGUGGCUAGCAAUCCUGCAAGUUGUUUUGGAGGUUUCCUGAGAAAGAGCCUCUGUGAAUCUCGCGCUGCUGUCGGAACUGCUCCAAGAUCCGAUGUGUGGCCAUGUCCCCCACCCCGGUGGCGUUGGACGGCCAGCCAGCACCUUUCUCCUCGACGACGUCAUCGUCGAAAGUUUCUCAUGGUUCGGGCAAAGCUUUUGCAAAGGAUUGUAAUCGCGCUCAACUGGCUGACCUUGGGACAUGCUCAGUCUCCUCCAGAGCACUGCCGUUUGGGAGCACCAAUCUCUGCGGCGCAGCAUGCCGCUUUGGAGAGGUUGGAGGAGAUGGUGGACUAUUUUUUGAGAGCCCCCGUUGCAUCUCCCACUGACCUAGGCCGGGCUGGAGAAAAGCUGGAGAAUUUAUUGAAAGCAUCUUUUUCUUUGCAUGAUUUUAAUUCACUGAGUUUCAACGAUGUGGUAAGUUUUUUAGAUGUGAUCCAAAAAGAUCUUGACCCUUACAGCAAAGAGCCAACAAACAAUGCAGCAGCUUCUGCCCAGCAUGCAUCUAAUGUUUGCAGUGGAGCCGAGCCGGCUACAGCAUAUAAGGUGAAGUUGGCUACAUCACCUGCCAAACAGGUUUUUUCAGACAGGAUUAAGUGGAAGUUAGGUCCGUCUUUUGACCCCAAACCUUACUUGAGCGAUCCUAUUGUUCAUGCUGCUUUCCAAGAUCCUGAAGUCCUUCGUAAACCUGUUGGCGACUGGCCUCAGCGGCCGCGGGCUCGUGUUCACUGCUCUCGCGAAGAGGUUUUGCGUCUGGCGGAAAAGUGGGACAAGCUCGGCGCUUGCAUGCUGAUCCCCACGAAUGAGAUCAGAGCUGACGAAGCCGUUGGUCUGUUUGCUGUUCCUAAAGAUCAAGAUCACGAUCGACUUAUUAUCAAUCCCACAGUUAUCAACUCACGGAUGUAUAAUGCAAACACCUUCACCAAAACAAUUGCGCCUGGUCAUUUGGUUGGUAUGAUACGGCUGAGACCUGAUGAAGAUCUUCGUAUUAGUUCGGAUGACCUUUGCGAGUUUUACUACACCUUCAAGGUGUCUCGUAGUAGGGCUGCAAGGAAUGCAAUUGGGGUUUCAUUUGUUGGCAGUGAGCUCUCCCACCUUCAGUGUUACAACCCACAGUUACAUCAGGAGUCAGUUUAUAUCUGUUUGGCUACAUUGGCAAUGGGCGACGGGUUGGCAGUUGAAAUUGCACAACAAAGUCAUUACAACUUACUUCGACAGUUGGGUGGAUGCAUGGACCCCAAAGAAGUUUUAGCCUAUCGUCGCGCAAUCCCCAAAGGGCCUUUCUAUGAACUUUUGACCAUUGAUGAUCAUAUUGGGUUGCAACGGGUAAAAAAGGGUUUUCCUUUGGGUCAACAGCCAACCCGGGACAAAGCAGUUUUCAAGCAGUCUGAACGAGCGUAUGCAGCAGUGGGACUUACCCCUCACCCAGGAAAAAGACAAAGGCAAGUUUCAGCGGCCACCGUUUUGGGGGCCGAAGUUGAUGGAGUUGUUGGUAGGGUGUCUGCACCGCGUUCUCGUCUUGCAGUCCUCAUGUUUUGCACUGCGGUUGUGGCUCAAAAGAAGUCAUGCACCAAGAAGAUUCUGCAGAGUUUGAUUGGGUCAUGGGUUCAUGCAUUGUUAUUUCGCAGAUGUAUUUUUUCAGUGUUGGAUGCAAUUUACAAUGAAGGAAACCAUCAACCUCCUGAUACAGUUUUUCCCCUUUCUCCCAAAAGCCUGAGUGAGCUGACCAUGCUGAUGCUUCUGGGUGUCCUGGCACAAUGCGACAUGCGGGCAGCUAUAUGCCCGGAGGUGUUCAUGAUGGACGCAAGUCCAUAUGCUGGAGCAGUUUGUUCCUCCUCAGUGGCUGAAGAUGCCGUCGACCGGCUGUGGCUUUUGUCUGAGCAGCGAGGGUAUUAUACCCGUCUGGAGCAAGGGCCUGGAGUAGUGCUGCGUGAAAAAGGUUUAGAUCAUGCUGAGCUGUUUGGUUCGGAAGCUGGUCCCUUGAGUUUACCUGAAGGACCGAUGCCCUGUUUGCCAAUGACCUCUGAGGAGCGGGAAACGUUCCACUGCCUUGAGUUGUUUAGAGGCCAGGGAAACUGGAGCGUUGCUCAUGAAGAGGUGGGCCUUAGGGUCCAUCCUGGAGUCGAAAGAAAUGAGCGGGGUGUCCGCUUUGGCGACCUGAGUGAUGACAGCACUUUCCUAGGGCUUUUGCGACUAGCCGACAGCGGCACUGUCGAGGAGUGGCAUGCAGCUCCCCCUUGCUGGUCUUUUGGAACCCUCAGGAGACCUCGUUUGAGGUCAAAAGCUCAGCCCUUCGGUUUUGACCCUGCUGACCCUCUGACCGCUGAACAGACGCGUUUGGCGGUGCGGACAGCCUUCCUUCUUUUGGUAGCUUUGGGGGUGCUGGCUUACAAAAUUUUGUUUCUGCAGUUUUGGCAGUGCUUUCAACAAACCUUCGAAGUCUAUGGUCGGUUGCCGGUUCCUGGAGAGGCGGUGAGCGCUUUCUCGGCUUCCUAUCCCCGUGAGCUCUGCCGAGCCAUGGCACGGGGUUCUGCAGAUUUUUUCCUGGAGUUGGGUCGCAAAGCAGGGCCCUUAGAAGAGAAUGGCAACUUGCGACCAUGGCAUGAGGACCCUGAUUGGGUGCAUGAUUUGUGUGAGGGGUUGCGAUACAGGGAACUGUUUCGCUAUCGUUUCAAAAAAGGUGGGCAUAUCAACUGUCUGGAAUGCCGAGUUUACAAAAGCUGGCUGAAGCAUUGCGCCAAGCGGUGGCCGGGCUGCAGAGUUCUGGGACUUUUAGAUAGCCGUGUGACUCUUGGAGCGGCAGCCAAAGGUCGCAGCAGUUCAAAAGCUUUGAGUCAUAUUUUGAAGACGUCUCUGGGCUAUGUGCUGGGGUGCGGAUUAUAUCCAGGUGGGCUGCAUGUGCGGUCAGCAUGGAACCGUGCGGAUGGGCCUUCGCGAGAUGGCAAAGUUGCUCCUCCCACCUGUGAACGACCCACCUGGCUUGCAUGUCUGGAGCAGGGCGACGACAGUUUGUUUGAAAUCAUGCUGGAAAGUGCAAAGUGGAGCCGUCCGUUAGGGCGGAAUCCGGGCCCCUCUGAGAACAAAGCCUACAAGCCCCGCGGGCAGCUCAGUAUGGUUGUCGGGCUCUCGCGGACGACCGUCGCGCGGAUGGAUGCUUGUUUGACCUUUUUUGAAGAGUGGCUUCAGAAGGAGCUGAAAUGGGAUCUGAACAUGGCCUUGAGCAGUGCGGAGAACGCAAACCUUUCUUUGAGGGCGUAUGGGCGCGCCACCUUUUCUGCUGGGAAACCAAGGUACCAACUGGUCUAUGCUAUCACCGGUGUGCAGCAUUUGAGGCCUGAGUUUCGGCCUUUCCUUGCAGGAGCCUGGCAGGUAGACAAACAGUGGCAGCUGAAAGAACCUGGACAGUGCAGAGCAGUGUUGUCUGCACCAGUUGUUCGCAGCAUUUGCGCCCUGGCCUUUUUAUGGAAAUGGUAUCGUUUUGGUGCCAUGGGGCGACUCCUGGCGUGCUUCGAGGUUCUGGAGCGACCCAAAUGUAUUUGGAUUCAGAAGACCUUCCCAAAGUUGCUUGGAGGGGCAGGCGUCCACAGCACCACGGGUGCUCACCGGGUGAAUGCCGUUGGAUACAACCACCGUGAUGAGGAAGUUCCGUCGCUGAUUGUGUGA